AUGAAAACUGCUCCAGAACCAGCGACUCUCCAUGACGUGGACGAGGACGGCAAUAUUCUCUUGCAUAGCAAAAGAUCAGCUUCUCGAGUCAUGAAGGAGACAGCAAAGUCGCCUCCCAGAAGCCAGAGCAGGAUCAGUUCACGGACGCCGCAGAAAUGCAUUUUCGGCAAGUCUAUCUGCAGAGGCCCUAUUGAAAACAUGGUCAAGGAAUACAAUCUCAAUCGCUAUCCUCUCACAAUAUUCACCCGGAGCCAAGAUCAAAGCCGUGAUCGCAAUGAGAUUCCUGGGUAUCGUUUUAGGAAAGUUUUCUUUACUGACGAGACAGAGAUUCUUCACCCAGAUGCGACUUACGACAGGGGUCGGUACGUGAGAUUGACUGCUUUCAUUGCUGAGAGAGACGAGACCCACCCCGAUCCCAGGAUCUAUGUGGAACAGCGAGUUUACCAGGGGAACCGGGAGAUGAUUAUGAUUCACGAAUUGAUACUCGGUGGCACGGUCCAAGUCGGGAUUGAGUACGUGUUCACAGCCUGUGGCGACGAGGAUAUCCACCUGGGGAAGCGCGACCUGAGGCUCACCAUUAAAUCCCUACAGCAGGAUAUAUUCGAUGAACACAUGCACGCUCGCGCAAAGUAUUACGGCUACGAUCGCAAAGACACUGUUUUCGUUAGCCAGUUCUCGCUCUCCAAUGGGUUAACCUACACCGUCCGUAAUCCCGCUAGUGGCCAAGAGUCUUCAUUCAAGGUCUUUCUUGAAGCCGACGAUCUCCGGACCCUCCUUGACGCAAAGUGUAAGAUGCGAUCUGCUAUUGGUGCCGCACCUGGUGAGGGGAUUGAACUGCUUAAACUGCGUUUCCCGGGAUAUGGAGAACAUACUGAAGACAAAAUGGAUAGGGGUGACCUUGAUCUUCGAAUUGUGUAUAAGCUUUGA
Messenger RNA from Aspergillus pseudoviridinutans, 927 nucleotides. RefSeq lists its product as uncharacterized. Bases 1 to 927 code for a protein of 308 amino acids. The transcript has 3 exons. The record is from RefSeq and is a predicted model, not a curated record. NCBI's taxonomy places the organism in Eukaryota, Fungi, Ascomycota, Eurotiomycetes, Eurotiales, Aspergillaceae.